UUUUCUCUUUUCUUUCUCUUCUCCUUCUUUCUUUUUCUUCCUUUCUCUACCAAUAUGCAGCAGCAACCCUCACCUGCCUCGCAGCCUAUGCAAAGGCCACUUGCACCAGGACAACGUCCUCCUAUGGGUUUUAGACCUCAGCAGACACCACCUGCUGGUUAUCGUCCUCCUGUCCAAGCCAGACCGGGAUUCGUGCCUCCUAGCGGUCCAUCUGUUCCUGGUCAUCCGGGAAUACCUGCUGGUGUUCGUCCAGGUAUGCCUCAACAAAGACCUUUGAUGAGACCUAUGGCUCAAUCACCUGUUCAGACACCUGCAACACGCCCUGUGAUGAGUCCUGUUCAACAAACACAAGAAUUACCUACUUCUCCUUCUACGCAGCAUACAGAACACAAAAAGAAGAGAAUGUAUCCUGAGCAAAUCACAAAGGCUUAUUCUGGUGAUGGCUAUCAACAGCAACCCUCUUUUGCCAACACGCCUGUCCAACAGCCUUACACUGCUGCUGCUGCUACUACUGUUGCUCAACAGCCACAAUUUAUUUCUCCUAUGGGGACGCCAGCUUCUCCUUAUACUCAACCUAACCAAUAUCAGCAAUCUCCAUCUCAGCCUGCUUAUGCUCAACCUGCUUAUGCUCAACCUGCUUAUGCUCAAACUGCUUAUCAACAAGAUCCAGUCAAUCAAAUGACAUCUCAAUUUGGAAAUAUGAAUAUGGGUGGUGCUCCUGCUGUUACUCCCGCUGUACCUUUGUUGGGUGCUCGUCCUCAAGUAGCAGAUAUUGGAUAUACUGGACCUGCUAUUCGCUUACCACCUAAUAUCUCAGUAACUGACUCUCCUUUCGUCAAUUGUGACACUUCUUAUCAAGCAUCUACUAUCAAUGCUAUUCCUGCUACAGAGUCUUUGUUAAAGAAGUCUAAAUUACCUUUUGCUCUUGUGUUGGCACCUUAUAGAAGCUUAAAAGAAGGCGAUGAACCUGUACCUGUAGUGAAAGAUAGCGUCAUUGCUAGAUGUAGACGUUGUAGAACAUAUAUUAAUCCCUUUGUCACUUUUGUGGAAGGAGGUCAACGUUGGAAGUGUAACAUGUGUUUCUUAUUGAACGAUGUACCUGCUGCAUUUGAUUAUGACAAUCAAACUCAACAGCCUGCCGAUCGUUGGAAACGACCUGAGCUGAACUAUGGCUGCGUAGAGUUUGUUGCACCCACUGAAUACAUGGUCCGCCCUCCUCAAGCACCAGCCUUUGUGUUUGUGAUUGAUGUAUCUUAUUCUGCUAUUCAGUCUGGUAUGCUUGCUACAGCUGCUCGUACGAUUCUUGAUUCUCUUGAGAGAUUGCCCAAUGAUGAAAACCGUACCCGUGUAGGUAUCAUCACUGUAGAUUCGUCUCUCCAUUUCUAUAAUUUGAACAACAAAUUCUCUGAUCCUCAAAUGUUGGUUGUGUCUGAUUUAGAUGACAUUUACUUGCCUUCUCCCUCAGACUUAUUGGUCAAUUUGACAGAAAGUAUUCAAACCAUUAGAACCUUGUUAGAGAAACUUCCUGAUAUGUUUAAGGAUUCUGUCAAUGUCAACAAUGCUUUGGGUACUGGUCUUCAAGCUGCUUUCAAACUAUUGUCUCCUGUUGGUGGUAAGAUUAUUUGCUUGCAGUCUACUUUGCCUAAUACAGGUGUUGGUGCCUUGAAGGCUCGUGAAGAUGUCAAGUUGCUUGGUACAUCCAAGGAAUCCACGCUCUUGAAUGCUGCUUCUCCUUUUUACAAGUCAUUUGCUGUUGAUUGUUCUCGCUCUCAAGUUGCUUGUGAUAUGAUUAUCUUUGGCGGUCAAUACUCUGAUGUAGCCACUUUAAGCUGCGUUCCUCAUUAUACAGGUGGUCAAACAUACUACUAUCCUGGCUUCAAUGCCAGUCGUACAGAGGACGCUAUCAAGUUUGCUCACGAAUUCUCUGAAUUACUGGCUGAACAGAUUGGUUUAGAAGCAGUAAUUCGUAUCCGUGCCUCUCGUGGUUUAAGAAUGAGUGCUUUCCAUGGUAACUUUUUUAUUCGUUCUUCUGAUCUUUUAGCUUUACCUAAUGUUCCUCGGGAUCAAAACUAUGUGGUUGAAGUCACUAUGGAAGAUGACUUAAAAGUACCUACUGUUUGUUUCCAAACUGCCUUGUUACAUACUUCGUGCACUGGUGAAAGACGUAUUCGUGUCAUUACAAUGUGUUUGCCUGUCAGCAAUUCUAUUUCUGAAUUAUAUGCUAGUGCAAAUCAACAAGCCAUUACUGCCUACCUUGCCGUCAAGGCUGUUGAACGUGGUUUGACUUCCAAGUUGGAUGAUGCCCGUGAUGCUAUUGUCAACAAGGUAGUUGAUUUGAUGGGUGUCUACAAGACUCAUGUGUUGGGUUCUGCUCAAGGAUCUACUCCUCAAUUGACUGCACCUGAAAAUCUCAAAUUACUCCCCUUACUUGCCCUUGGUUUGAUCAAACACGAUGGUUUGCGUCAAAGUUCUCAAAUCCCUACGGAUAUGCGAUCCAAUGCCAUGAACUUACUCAACACAAUGCCCUUACAGCUUUUGAUUCCCUACCUCUAUGCAAACCUUUACUCAUUACAUAAUAUGCCCGCUGAUGCUGGAGAAUUCUCAGAGAACGGCAUCAUAUUCCCUCCUGCUUUGAACUUGACUGCUGAGAACUUGGAAGUUCAUGGCUGUUACUUGUUGGAAAACGGACAAAACAUCUACUUGUGGGUUGGUCGUAAUGUGGUGCCUCAACUUUGUGUCGAUUUGUUUGACGUGAAGUCUUAUGAAGGUUUGAAGGGUGGCAAGAUCACUUUGUCUGUUUUGGAGACACCACUUAAUAGAAAGGUCAACAAUUUGGUUGGUAAAGUGAGAGAAAUGCGCCGUGGUAAUUACUAUCCUACACUCUAUUUGGUCAAAGAAGAUGGUGAUCCAUACCUCAGAUUAUGGUUCUUGUCCCAUUUGAUUGAAGAUCGUACUGAUAGCAUUAUGAGCUAUCAACAAUUCUUACAACAUCUUAAAGACAGAGUUAGUUCAGCAUCUUUUUAAAAUAAUCUAGUUUUGAACACAAAAAUAAAAUAAAAUGAAAAAGCCUUUUGUAUAUCUUUAAUAUAUUUCAGUCGAAGUCA
Gilbertella persicaria is the source of this 3104-nucleotide messenger RNA. RefSeq lists its product as uncharacterized. Bases 55 to 3024 code for a protein of 989 amino acids. The record is from RefSeq and is a predicted model, not a curated record. Gene Ontology annotation, cellular component: endoplasmic reticulum exit site; COPII vesicle coat. Gene Ontology annotation, biological process: endoplasmic reticulum to Golgi vesicle-mediated transport; intracellular protein transport; COPII-coated vesicle cargo loading. Gene Ontology annotation, molecular function: SNARE binding; zinc ion binding. The transcript is spliced from 5 exons. NCBI's taxonomy places the organism in Eukaryota, Fungi, Mucoromycota, Mucoromycetes, Mucorales, Choanephoraceae.